Rhizopus microsporus ATCC 52813 is the source of this 660-nucleotide messenger RNA. RefSeq lists its product as uncharacterized. The transcript has a single exon. NCBI's taxonomy places the organism in Eukaryota, Fungi, Mucoromycota, Mucoromycetes, Mucorales, Rhizopodaceae. The record is from RefSeq and is a predicted model, not a curated record. Bases 1 to 660 code for a protein of 219 amino acids.
AUGGACUACAUUAAGUACAACCCAGAAACUGAAUCCUUGCUAAGAGCACAAUAUGAGAUGGAAGUUGAUAACCAUGAGCUUGAUUUUGGUACAUUGAAUAAUUUAACUCAUUUUGAAUCUUUAAAUCACCAAGUAAUCGAACCUCAGCCAAUGGAAGACUUGGUGGAGGAAAUUACAGUUGACAUGAGUAAAGUCAAGCUCAGUACGAGAAAAUAUAAAAAUUAUGGAGCAGACCAGAUAGAAAGAUCCAUCAAAGUACUCCAAGAAGAGGGAUUAUCUGUCCCUAAAGCGACUGCGGUAUACGGCAUACCUCGUUCAGGUGCUUAUAGGCUUUUGGACGAGUUUAAUAGUUGUGACGGGCACGUACUUCCAGGCACAACAGUUAAACCAAAAACUGUCAAACCUAAAAAUUUUUUCCAGGGACAUACCGAAUUCUUGAUUGUUCUUUUUAAUAAAAAUCCAUCGAUUGUCCUUGAAGAAGCCAGAUCGCAGUUAUUAAGCAACUUUCCAGAAAUAGGUGACAUUACUAUUUCAAGUCUCUACACUCAUAUUCGAGAGAAAUGUUUUGAGUCUCAAGCAAGCGAGCAAAUACACUGCAGAAAGAGAUUCACAAAGGUCUUUAAAUCUUUGAUACCAUAUGAUUACAGUGGAAAGCAGUAG